CUCGAAGAGCACGUCCGGUAGCGUUUCCUGUGUUUGUAAACGAAAGAUAUCGGAACACAGGCGACGGGCUUCGAGAAAAAAAAAAAGAUCGACAAGAAAACAUAUUGGUUUUAGUGCUAGAUGAGUGAGGUGGGUGUGGCCUCCCGUCAGACCGACCAUCCUGAUUGACGGAUCACUGGAUGACCUUAUCCCCUAUCCUGUCCCUGCCCUCACAUACACCGUUCCCGCUGCAAUGUCACACCUGCCCAGCAGCUCAGUCCGCGACCAUAUGAAAUGGGCGGGGCUGCUUGGCUGUGAGGCCGUGCUCUCAAGUAUGGCCCUGAUGCAGGCGAGCUCCAUGGCCGGUCCACCCAAGAAAAUGAUGACCCCCCUUGGCCACGGACCCCCUCAGAGGGAAGGCCCUGACCGUGGGCCUCAGAGCCACAUGAUCCUGCCGUCUGGGAUGAGCUGUCCACCCUUGCUCAUUCGGAAGGAGGGUGACUUUCAUGCACCCCGCUUGCUGGAUGAGAAGGAGAUGAGGGCCAAUGAGGAGAUGCAGCUAAAAAAGAAGAACAGGAAAUCUGGAACCCCCUGUAAAGUGAGAGAGCAGGAUGGACGGGGAGGCAAGGUGGUGGUUGUGGAUGAGAAUGGUAACUGUCCAGUGUCCAAAGUGCAGAAAAAUUUCAUCUGUGAUCAUUGUUAUGGAGCAUUUAGGAGUGGCUAUCACCUGAAGAGACACAUCCUCAUUCAUACAGGGGAGAAGCCGUAUGCUUGUGCCAUAUGUGACAUGAGGUUUAUUCAGCGUUACCACCUGGAGAGACACAGCCUCAUUCAUACGGGGGUGAAGCCGUACGCUUGUUCCAUGUGUGACAUGAGGUUUUUCCAGCGUUACCACCUGGAGAGACACAGCCUCACUCAUACGGGGGUGAAGCCAUACGCUUGUUCCAUGUGUGACAUGAGGUUCUUCCAGCGCUACCACCUGGCGAGACACAGCCUCACUCAUACGGGGGUGAAGCCAUACGCUUGCUCCAUGUGUGACAUGAGGUUUUUCCAGCGCUACCACUUGGCGAGACACAGCCUCACUCAUACGGGGGUGAAGCCAUAUGCUUGCUCCAUGUGUGACAUGAGAUUUUUCCAGAGAUACCACCUGGCAAGACACAGCCUCACUCACACGGGAGUGAAGCCAUACGCUUGUUCCAUGUGUGACAUGAGGUUUUUCCAGCGCUACCACCUGGCGAGACACAGCCUCACUCAUACGGGUGUGAAGCCGUAUGCUUGCUCCAUGUGUGACAUGAGGUUUAUUCAGCGGUAUCAACUGGAGAGACACAGCCUCACUCAUACAGGGGUGAAGCCGUACGCUUGCACCAUGUGUGACAAGAGGUUUUUUCAGCGCUACCACCUGGCGAGACACAGCCUCACUCAUAUGGGAGUGAAGCCGUACGCUUGCACCAUGUGUAACAUGAGGUUUGUUCAGCGCUACCACCUGGCGAGACACAGCCUCACUCAUACGGGAGUGAAACCUUACGCUUGCACCAUGUGUGACAAGAGGUUUUUUCAGCGCUACCACCUGGCAAGACACAGCCUCACUCAUAUGGGAGUGAAGCCGUACGCAUGUACCAUGUGUGACAUGAGGUUUUUUCAACGCUACCACCUGGCGAGACACAGCCUCACUCAUACGGGAGUGAAACCUUACGCUUGCACCAUGUGUGACAAGAGGUUUUUUCAGCGCUACCACCUGGCAAGACACAGCCUCACUCAUAUGGGAGUGAAGCCAUACGCUUGUUCCAUGUGUGACAUGAGGUUUGUUCAGCGCUACCACCUGUCGAGACACAGCCUCACUCAUACGGGGGUGAAGCCGUAUGCUUGUUCCAUGUGUGACAUGAGGUUUAUUCAGCGUAACCAUCUGGAGAGACACAGCCACACUCAUACGGGGGAGAAGCCGUUUGCUUGUGACAUGUGUGAUAUGAGGUUUAUCCAGCGCUACCAUCUGGAGCGACACAAGCGUGUCCACAGCGGAGAAAAGCCUUAUCAGUGCGAGAGAUGCCAGCAGAACUUUUCACGGACCGAUCGGCUGUUGCGGCAUCGGCGGUUGUGCCAAGGCCGUGGUGUGGCAAAGGUAGAGAACCAGCCAUGUUGUGAGCCUCGCCCAUAUCCCCAGGAGCCCCCACCGGCUCCACCUACCUGGAGCCCCCUGCACCCCCCUCCUGGUCGGCUUGCAGUCUGACAUUCCCCUCCCACACAUGACCACCACCUCUCCUUAGAGACAGGACUGGCCCAUGGUCUCUGCCACUGAGCCCUAUGCUUAGUGGCGCCACACUCUGGCACAGACUGAUUCUGCAGCUCCAGUCCUGAGGUUACUUAUAACAGAGGGACAUACAGUUUUGUCUUUCUUUCUUUCCUUUUUUUUUUUUUCUUUUUUUUUUUUAGAGAACAUUUCUGGUCUGUUUUGUACUUAUUUGAUUUUACAAAGAAGUUGUUAUUGUUCAGAUUCAUUGUUGGGUUUUGGUGGUACUUUGAGGGUGGUUUUGUGGGUAGGGGGGAAAGGUAAGGCAUUUGGGGAGGGGGGGGGGGGUGGAGGCGGCGGCGGCUACAGUUUGUCCUAAAGUCAUAGCAAUGAAGUGGGAUAUAUACAUUAAUAUUUAACCACACACAGCAGAGGAUAUCUGGAAAAUGUAGAAAUGACUGUUUUUACAGAAAAUACAGAAAUGAAAAACGCUUGGAAGUCGCUUUGGAUAAAAGCGUCUGUUAAAUGCAUAAAUGUAAAAUCUGGACAAUGGUACAUGGGGGCAAACCUGUAAAAACAAGGGCUUGAAUAGUGAGUGAUACAAAUGGACAGUCCACAUUUGAGCAUGGAGAAAUCCUAACAGGUCAUAUGUAAUAGGUCAGGGUACAGGAUAUUGUCUGUCGUAGUAUCCUGUACCAUGUUCUGUUUGUUGCAAGGUAGUGAUAUGCUGAUGACUCAGGAAGUGGCACAGGAUAGGACAGCCUUUGCAAGUUCACCCCCACACAGCUAUUACAUACUAGUGUAUGUAUAGAUUUCUAUGACAAAAAGUGGGAAGCUUUCUCUGACUAAGGUUCAUACAAGGAUAUAUGUUUAAAAUGGCACAAGAUGGCAGCUUCAGCCAGUCCCAUUACUUUGUGUAUGUACAGAUCAUCAUGUUCAGAGAAUGGCAGGAGAUAUACAGAAUCUUGUGGCCUUAAGAGCGUGCUUGUUUUUAGUUUUUGUUAUUUUCAUUUGCCUUUUUUAUUUUCUGAACUAAAGGUUUAAUUAUCCUUAUUGUUUUUAUAAGAUUUACAAGGACGAGCCACUGCCUUUUACCAUCGAGGUAUGUUUUUUCCAAAGCUUAUAGAACACUCAGUAGUGUUGCAGCAUACUGGUGGGCAAAAAUGUAAACAUAUUUCUGGUUAGUACUGAUGAUAAUGUAACCCGUCAUAUCAUCUGGAAGAACCAGAAGUUUUGACAAUUCCAGUGAGAUGCUAAUAGUGCAUACUUUACUUUCCCUCUUGCAGUGCUUUGGCGAGCUUCAGGCCAUAGCCACAGCUGUAUCAACACUUGCUUGACUCCGCUGCACACUAACGAAUGCCUUCUUUUGAGAUAUUAUGUAGUUGGUGUGUAUAUAAUGGAUGUCUGUUAUGUUCUUGGGUUUAGCCUUAAAUAAGAGCGGAUUCAUCAAUAAUCAUUGUAGUGCUAAAUGAUAUAGUAAUUAAUGAUUUUCCGUAACCUGUAUUAAACUUUAAUUAUGCUGUCUGUGGUUACCCCCUCCAAGUGAAAUGGCAACAAGCUUGUUUAGCAUACUGUUCGUCUACCCACUCUGCAUCUAUCAACUUAGUCAGGUUCAGUAUGUGUAUCAGUGGUCUUUCACAGCUUGUCUGUGGGCUAGUAGUUUUUUUUGUUUUGUUUUUUAACUCUUGGUCCUAAUUACCAGGACUUCACUCAAACUGUACAUUUGAUUACAAUAUCUAAAUGUUACUCAUAACAUUUUAUAAGCCCACUGUAUAUCCCACAAGUGUCAGUGUGUAUCAAAGGCCUAAUCUAAACUUGAGACCUGUUGUGUAUAAAAUGAAAUAAUUUACUGAUAUCAGUAUGAUAUCUGGGCAUAAAUUGACUUGUGCCUGGAUCUCAAAGUAGGGUUUGACUCAAGUGAGGAAGUAGCGAUCCAGUAAAAUGUUGGAAAAGAUAUACAAGAUUUUACAGACCAAGUUUGAGAAAAGUGAUAUAUAUUCUCUGGCCCAGUCUCGUGGCCCUAAAGGCAAUGAAAUGGUUGCUGCCUGCCAUGACCACCCACUAGUCUGGCCACAGGGCAAAGAAGGGUUACUUCUAUAUAUGUUAGAUCCCAGGCCAAUCUCAUAUUGUUAUUGAUCUACUGGUAUAAAUGCAAUAGACUCCAUGAUCAGUUAAGAUGAGGUUUUAUUUUCCAAAUAGUCAGACAGAAUACUGAGUUCUUUCUCCAUGACAUUAUGAUAAUUCUGUUAACAAUAAGGACCUUUUUUUAUUUUCUGAUAAAAUGUAAACACUGGAGUGAUAGAAACAAAAGAUGAAGAACAUAUACAGUACUAGAGUUUAGUCUGUAGACAGCCUCUUACUCCUCGACUUGACAAAGAAGGUGGACAGAAACAUUUGGAUCAGUAAUGUUGAGAGCCCAGGAUGUUGAGUAAUUUAAAUAUUAGAGGCAGUAGUACUUAAAAGAAACUGUUUUUUAUACAAAUUCCCUGGUAUUUGUAGUGGAUUAUAUUGGUAGAGAUAUUAAGUAAGCAACAGCAUCUACAGUAGUUAUCACAAAUUAGUAUUUUUGUUUAUUAGUCUUGCAUGCAGAGUUAUGAUCCUCAGUUAAGAUAGGAUCUUAUAUUGAUUAUUUUGUGUAGGCAAAAUGAGUGCAUAAGAAUAACUUUUCCUAAAAAAAAAAUGUUACACUGAUUAUUGUAAAAAAUGGGCAAACUAAUAUGUUCCCUUGUGAUCCAAUUAGUUUUAAUUGUACGGAGUGUGGGGAGAGGCUUCUUACCAUUAUGCUGAAAUAAAAUACUUUCUAAAAGA
Hypomesus transpacificus is the source of this 5011-nucleotide messenger RNA. RefSeq names its product zinc finger protein 740a (gene znf740a). Gene Ontology annotation, molecular function: DNA-binding transcription factor activity, RNA polymerase II-specific; RNA polymerase II cis-regulatory region sequence-specific DNA binding. Gene Ontology annotation, biological process: regulation of transcription by RNA polymerase II. Gene Ontology annotation, cellular component: nucleus. NCBI's taxonomy places the organism in Eukaryota, Metazoa, Chordata, Actinopteri, Osmeriformes, Osmeridae. The transcript is spliced from 21 exons. The record is from RefSeq and is a predicted model, not a curated record. The coding region runs from base 233 to 2203 and encodes 656 amino acids.